Messenger RNA from Fusarium keratoplasticum, 732 nucleotides. RefSeq lists its product as uncharacterized. The coding region runs from base 1 to 732 and encodes 243 amino acids. The record is from RefSeq and is a predicted model, not a curated record. Gene Ontology annotation, molecular function: ribonuclease MRP activity. Lineage: Eukaryota; Fungi; Ascomycota; Sordariomycetes; Hypocreales; Nectriaceae. Gene Ontology annotation, biological process: rRNA processing; tRNA processing; intronic box C/D snoRNA processing. Gene Ontology annotation, cellular component: ribonuclease MRP complex; nucleolar ribonuclease P complex; cytosol. The transcript is spliced from 3 exons.
AUGACCACUCCCACGUCACAACCAGCUCGGAAGAGAGUCGUGCACCAGCUGGAUACGCCCUUUUCAACAGUCUCCUGGCCUGCGGUCUCGCCUGAAGAUCAAGACACAAUUCUUGAGUUGUUGUGCGAUCUCUUGAGCCCCCUGGGGCAGUACCGGCAAACACACGUCAAGCGGUCAAAGGGCAAACGUGCAGCCAGGAAGGAAAAGGACGACAAGAAGGCUGGUGGAACGACUGAAGAACUGCCCGUACCGCCAAUUCCAGAGAUUGAUGCUAGCAUCGAUGUUGGUCUCAACUCUAUUACUCGAAAUCUCCAGGCCCUGUCGCAGAGUGACACAGAGGCUUCUCAAGGCCAGCCUGAACGGCAGUAUCUCAUGAUAUUUGUAGCUCGUGGGAAUCAAGCUUCAACCUUCAACUGCCAUUUCCCGCAGAUGGUUGCCGCCGCCUCCAAGAGUCUCCCGUCCACAGACAAGAUCCGCCUUGUGGGCUUCUCCAACCCUUGCUCUGAGCGCCUGAGUGCUUGCCUGGGAGUGCCGAGAGUGUCGUCCAUUGCGAUUACCAAGAAUGCGCCAGGAGCCGGAGCCUUGCAGGAGUUUGUCUUGAAAUCAGUGCCACCCGCAGAAGCAGCAUGGCUAGACGCAUCUCGGGAUGCUCAGCAUCUGACCACAAAGAUCAACGCGAUCGAGACGACGGUGGGACCCAAACGGCAUAGAAUGAAUGAAACAACAAGUUAG